CCGCGGAGUUGCCCGGACCGGCGCCCCUCGGUCCCCGCGCCGCGCGCUCCCUUCCGCGUUCCGCCGCCGGCCCCACCUGGCGUCCCGGCCCGGCCGCUGGGGGCCCCGCGCCAUGGCCUGAGCGCCCGGGGCGCCACACUGACGGCGGCCGGCGGAGCGCGCCAUGCCCAGCAGGACGGGCCCCAAGAUGGACGGGAGCGGCGGCCGUGUCCGCCUGAAGGCGCACUACAACGGAGACAUCCUGAUCACCAGCUUGGACCCCGCGAUGACCUUCGAGGAGCUCUGUGAGGAAGUGCGAGAGAUGUGCAGUCUGCACCAGGGCCACCCCCUCACCCUCAAGUGGGUGGACAGUGAAGGUGACCCCUGCACCGUGUCCUCCCAGAUGGAGCUGGAGGAGGCCUUCCGCCUGGCCUGUCAGCGCAGGGACGAGGGGCUCAUCAUUCACGUUUUCCCGAGCAUCCCCGAGCAGCCAGGCAUGCCUUGUCCCGGAGAAGACAAAUCCAUCUACCGCCGUGGAGCCAGAAGAUGGAGGAAGCUGUACCGUGCCAACGGCCAUCUCUUCCAAGCCAAGCGCUUUAACAGGAGAGCUUACUGUGGCCAGUGCAGCGAAAGGAUAUGGGGUCUCGCGAGGCAGGGCUACAGGUGCAUCAACUGCAAACUGCUGGUCCAUAAACGCUGCCACGUCCUCGUCCCGCUGACCUGCAACAGGCAUAUGGAUCCUGUCAUGCCUUCCCAGGAACCUGCAGUAGAUGACAAGGACGACGUGGACCUUCCCUCGGAGGAGACCCAUGGAAUUGCUUACAUUUCUUCAACCCGGAAACAUGACAGCAUUAAAGAUGAUUCUGAGGACCUCAAGCCGGUCAUCGAUGGGAUGGAUGGAAUCAAAAUCUCUCAGGGGCUCGGGCUGCAGGACUUCGACCUCAUCAGGGUCAUCGGGCGCGGGAGCUACGCCAAGGUCCUGCUGGUGCGGCUGAAGAAGAAUGAUCAGAUUUACGCCAUGAAAGUGGUGAAGAAGGAGCUGGUGCAUGACGAUGAGGACAUCGACUGGGUGCAGACAGAGAAGCACGUGUUUGAGCAAGCAUCCAGCAACCCCUUCCUGGUUGGCUUACACUCCUGCUUCCAGACGACGAGUCGGUUGUUCCUGGUCAUAGAGUACGUCAACGGCGGGGACCUCAUGUUCCACAUGCAGAGACAGAGGAAGCUUCCGGAGGAGCACGCCAGAUUCUAUGCUGCUGAGAUUUGUAUCGCUCUCAACUUCUUACAUGAGAGAGGGAUUAUCUACCGGGACCUGAAACUGGACAAUGUCCUCCUGGAUGCCGACGGCCACAUCAAGUUGACGGACUACGGCAUGUGCAAGGAGGGCCUGGGCCCUGGUGACACGACAAGCACUUUCUGCGGAACCCCAAACUACAUCGCACCAGAAAUCCUGCGGGGAGAGGAGUACGGGUUCAGCGUGGACUGGUGGGCGCUGGGCGUCCUCAUGUUUGAGAUGAUGGCCGGCCGCUCCCCCUUCGACAUCAUCACCGACAACCCCGACAUGAACACCGAGGACUACCUUUUCCAAGUGAUCCUGGAGAAGCCCAUCCGGAUCCCCCGAUUCCUCUCCGUCAAAGCCUCCCACGUCUUGAAAGGAUUUUUAAACAAGGACCCCAAAGAGAGGCUCGGCUGCCGGCCACAGACUGGAUUUUCUGACAUCAAGUCGCACGCAUUCUUCCGCAGCAUAGACUGGGACCUGCUGGAGAAGAAGCAGGCCCUCCCGCCAUUCCAGCCGCAGAUCACCGACGACUACGGCCUGGACAACUUCGACACACAGUUCACCAGCGAGCCCGUGCAGCUGACCCCGGACGACGAGGACGUCAUAAAGAGGAUCGACCAGUCUGAGUUUGAAGGUUUCGAGUACAUCAACCCGUUACUGCUCUCCACCGAGGAGUCCGUGUGAGGCCGUCGUCUCUGUCGUGGACACGUCUGUGAAUGACCCCUAACUCUAUCCUUAACCACAGCGUAUGCAUGCCAGGCUGGGCGCAAGGCUCCGGGUGCCGCCAGGGAGGGGCGCUUGCCGCCGAGACCGCGGAGGGAGGCGUCCGGGGUGCUUCUCGGAGCAGAACAGUCUCGCGUCUGGGCCCGCGCGGCCGCUCCGUGCUGGAGGAAUUCGCUUCUUGUGCCUGCGUCGCGGAGGACCCGCGGUGACCGUGUCCGAGGGAGAAACUGUCCCAUGAUUUCGAAGGUGCACACUUUCCACAGAAACAGAACUCACCUGCUCCACCAGGAGAGUUAGCCUGUAAUGCCCCGAGGAAUAAAACGUACCGAUGAUGUUGAAGCUUCCCUUUGAUGCCUUUUUUCCGUGUGGCACCUGCGCAGCGUCGCAGGCACGACCCACACGUGAGGAGGAGGGGCGAGCGGUGUUGUGUGUGCGGAGGCUAGGCUGGGGCCGGGGGACUAAGUGCCUGCAGGGAUGCACUGCAACGAAGAAUUUUUACAAAUUCGCAACAUUUUCUAAAUCCCGGUAAGUUCCUGUUGUUAAUAUUUAACAAGUAUUUUCAUACUGAGCAUGUACGUAGCCGCUGUAGUCUAACGCUGAAGCCGGGUCCUGGCCGGUGCACUGGACUGCGAUGAGGAAAAUUGGAUUACCGAGGUUCUCAAACGUGGCUCACCCAGAGCACCAGGAGACCAAAAAAAAUUGAAAACUAAAUCUGCACAAAAUAUAUUUCUGAAAACACUAAGCAGUGCCUACAUGAUGUCUUGUGUUAUGUAUGAGAUUUUUGGAAAAUAUUUUUAUCAGGAAUAACAAUGCUCAGAAUUAGAAAAUUUAAAAAGCUCUAUAUAUGAUGGGCCCGAGCCUUAAAGUUAAUAAAUCUGGAACAGCCACACACGCCCUGCGUCCUCCCGACACAGCACGGCUCCUACUUCCGAGGGUCCGUGUAGGUGGCACGUGUCACUCGGUCACCCUCCUUCUUAGGUGAAGGGACAGCUUGAAAAACCAAACUGAAGGUUUUCUAGAAAGAGAAGAAUCACCUGGGUCUUUUCAGGUCCCUAACACGUUAGAGGUGGCAGGAGCCCAGGCCGAGCGCGGGAGGGGUCCCCAGCGUCCCUCGUGCGUGCGUGGCUACUUUGCCACCACCCCUCUGUGCUCUGUGACGGGCCAGGCUUGCCCCUGCCCCCACCCCGUGUGGUGCUGGUUAGGGGCAGAUUAUGGGAAGAGGAGUGGAGACGAAGGAGCUGCCGUGGCCAGGCCCGCCUUGCUGUAAGUCGGUGGACAAGCGUGGCCCCCGCUUCCCAGGGCUCACGCUGGGUUUCUCAGGGUUCAGCGCCAUGUUGGCGCCCACCAGGCCCCAACGCAGUCCCAGCCCCGCCCUGGGCCGCCCCCCUCCCCCCGCCGAGCUUGGCCCCUGGGUGGCAGAGCAGCUUUUAUGUAAUGUGGAGACCUAUCCCAACCAGCUCCCUGUGGUAAUCUGGCAGACUUGCCUCCAAAGACCAGAGUCAGAGCCGCAGAGCAGGGUCCAGGGCCACGCUGG
This is a messenger RNA of Equus quagga, 3512 nucleotides long. It is a transcript of the gene PRKCZ, whose product is annotated as protein kinase C zeta. The transcript is spliced from 18 exons. Gene Ontology annotation, molecular function: protein serine/threonine kinase activity; ATP binding; protein binding. Bases 164 to 1939 code for a protein of 591 amino acids. NCBI's taxonomy places the organism in Eukaryota, Metazoa, Chordata, Mammalia, Perissodactyla, Equidae. The record is from RefSeq and is a predicted model, not a curated record. Gene Ontology annotation, biological process: protein phosphorylation.